AUGUCUGAAAGCAUGUGUUGCUCAUUUGACUGCAACCUCCUUGCUCGUCAUAACCUUGCCCUCAUUGACCAGCAUCAAGCUACGUAUAAGAGCGCCCAUGUGAAGGCAUUCACACUCGGUUGCAGCUUCCCGACAAUAAUCGAAUUUCCUGGUCUCCUUGCUACUGUCUCUGCACUACGCGCACAGAAUGCGGCAGAGGUAGAAGCGUAUCUGCAACGCCUACACCGACUCUUCAUCAGCAUACGACACAAAUCUAAUUAUCGCUUGCCGUCACUGGUCAUACGGCUGGCCGAGAUGGAGUCCGCCCUGGACACCAAUGCAUUUUGUAACCAGGGCGGCAACGCGUGCUGGAACCCGAAUUGGCACCUGGUCUUCCAUUACGCAGUACCUCAAUGGGGACGCGUCACACCUGAUGACGUGGCAUCCAUCUGCAAGGUACUUUGGCUUGACAGCGUGACGGAUGCGACCGUGCAAUCCAGUGCAGGAGAAUUGUGGUUCCGCCAAAAGCUCAUCGGGCAGAUGAUGUCUGCGCUGCGUUCUCUGAGCAUACGUGAUUCAACUCUAGCUGUUGGAACUCCGUUUGAAGAGCUGAAAUUCAAGCAACGCAGAAAGCAUGCAUGGUGGCGCGGAGACAUCACCGAUUUGACGAAGACGUUCGAACAAAGGGGCAGAAUGGGCUUGAAUCUGCCGUCCUUGAAGCUGGUAAGGUGCGUCAGCGAACGCGGGGAUGCUUUAGAGAGCCUGAAGCAAGCUGCUAUACGUAUGGGUGUCAAUUACACCGAUUCGGAUGGAUUUUGA
Molecule: messenger RNA, 798 nt
Organism: Suillus paluster
Lineage: Eukaryota; Fungi; Basidiomycota; Agaricomycetes; Boletales; Suillaceae
Exons: 3
Coding region: 1-798 (265 amino acids)
Source: RefSeq, a predicted model, not a curated record